This is a messenger RNA of Protobothrops mucrosquamatus (brown spotted pit viper), 2472 nucleotides long. It is a transcript of the gene ADGRL4, whose product is annotated as adhesion G protein-coupled receptor L4. The coding region runs from base 108 to 2432 and encodes 774 amino acids. Gene Ontology annotation, biological process: cell surface receptor signaling pathway; adenylate cyclase-activating G protein-coupled receptor signaling pathway. Gene Ontology annotation, cellular component: membrane. Gene Ontology annotation, molecular function: G protein-coupled receptor activity; calcium ion binding. Lineage: Eukaryota; Metazoa; Chordata; Lepidosauria; Squamata; Viperidae. The record is from RefSeq and is a predicted model, not a curated record. The transcript is spliced from 16 exons.
CUUUUGAACCUACCUUGCCCUUUCAUUAAAAGAUCUGGAAGAGCGUAUCUAAGGAUACAUGUCAUCGUAAGGUCAGCAGUUUUACAAGGAUUUUGUCUUCUGUUGACAUGUAUGGAUAUUGGGCACAUGAGCAUGCACCAUCCAACAAGAUUCCUCCAUUUGUAACAACGGAACUCGAAACUGGACACUUCGUAGAAGCACCAUCCAUGAAGCUUCUCUUGCUUUUAGUGUUUCUUGCCACUCUGCUGGAUAGUUGCUACAGCCUCCAGAACUGUACCAACCCAUGUCACAAGUAUGCAAAAUGUGAAGUUCGCAAUGGAAUCCAUGGUUGUUACUGUAGCCCAGGAUUCACCGGACCUGGGAUUGAUGCAGAUGGUAACAGUGGUUGCUAUGAUGAUAAUGAAUGUGCAAAUGCCACACAACUUUGUGGAGAAAAGGCAAACUGUACAAAUACUAUGGGAAGCUACUUCUGCAUGUGCAAAGAUGGAUACAAAUCUAGUAAUGGGAACACAAGCUUUGUAACCAAUGAUGGUACUUCUUGUAGAGAUAUAGAUGAGUGCAGUGAACUGGGAACCGAUGCCUGUGGAGAUCAUGCACAAUGUGAGAAUAUGGAUGGAGGAUACAGCUGCACCUGUAACGAAGGUUAUCAACCAUCCACAGGAAAAUUACCAUUUAAACCAAAUGAUGGCACUUCCUGCCAAGCAAUACCAGAAACAACCUGUGAACUGAACAACUGUAUAGCUAAAAGCAUUAACCAAACUUUAGCUAAAAUUAGUGAAUUAAAAGAUCCUCUGGCUGUAUUACAAGAAAUCAACAAGAACAGCAUAGGACCCAUUACACCAGUUGAAGUAGUUUCUUAUGUUGAAAUGUUAUCUGUACCCUUUUCCUUGCUGAGUGUCACAAAUUACACAAUUUCUGAUGAGAGGCUUCGAGAUCAAACUCUUAAUGAAUUUGUUAGUAGUGUAAAUAAUUUUGUUCAGGAAGAUAAGAAGGCAGCUUGGGAAGCUGUUCCAGCAGACAACAGAAGAAGAAGCCUUACCAAAUUGAUGCACGCUGCCGAGGAAACAACAGCCUUGCUAUCUCAGAAUUUCCCAAAGAUGGCAGAAGUAGAAGUUAAUGCUAGUGAUAUGGCUGUAAGACUUUAUACUUUUGACACAGAGAAGGUGAACCUCAUCAACCAAAAUACUCAGAUGGGAGCAGACAGCAUUAAGGUCUCUGCAAAGAAAAAUGAAAUAUCUUCUGCUAAAGGCACAGUUGCAGUUGUGUUUCUGCGAUACGACAAUAUUGGAGCUCUGCUUUCAUUACCACAGAACUUGUCCCUGACAGAAAAUACAGAGGAUGGAGAAAUAGUAGGUUCAUCAGUUAUAGCUGUUGCAAUUAGGUCCACUCCACCUGGGCUAUAUUCAGCUGAGAACAUAAUAUUUACUUUAAAACAUGCACAGACUGUAGGCAAAAAGGACGUUAAAUGUGUAUUUUGGAAUUAUUCAGAAGACACGAUGGAAGGGAAGUGGGCCACAGAAGGGUGUGAGAAGACCCACUCCAGUAGCACACAUACCUCAUGCAGAUGUAACCAUCUUACUCAUUUUGCAGUCUUAAUGUCUUCAAAUGGCUCUAAAGUUGAAACUAAGGAUUAUAUUCUUACAAGAAUCACUCAGCUUGGAAUAAUUAUCUCAUUGAUUUGUCUCGCCAUGUGCAUUUUCACCUUCUGGUUCUUCAGUGAAAUCCAAAGUACGAGAACAACAAUCCAUAAAAAUCUCUGUUGCAGCCUUUUCCUGGCAGAGUUUAUUUUUUUGAUCGGAAUUAACAUGAACACUAAUAAGCUAUUCUGUUCCAUCACUGCUGGACUGCUCCAUUACUUCCUCCUAGCGGCUUUUGCAUGGAUGUGUAUCGAAGGCAUUCACUUGUAUCUUAUAGUUGUUGGAGUAAUCUACAAUAAAGGAUUCUUACACAAGAAUUUCUAUAUUUUUGGCUAUGUAAGCCCAGCAGUGGUGGUUGGCAUUUCUGCUGCACUGGGAUAUAAAUACUAUGGAACAACUGAUGUAUGUUGGCUCAGCACAAAGAAUAACUUUAUAUGGAGUUUUAUAGGACCAGCAUGUCUAAUAAUCCUUGUGAAUUGGAUGGCAUUUGGAGUAAUUAUCUAUAAAGUAUUUCGUCAAACAGCUAUGCUAAAGCCAGAAGUUAGCUGCUAUGAAAAUAUAAGAUCCUGUGCCCGAGGAGCACUUUCUCUCCUUUUUCUCCUGGGGGCUACGUGGAUUUUUGGCGUGCUUCAUGUCAUCCAGGGAUCAGUGGUCACGGCAUAUCUUUUCACAAUUUUCAAUGCAUUUCAGGGACUGUUCAUCUUUAUAUUUCUUUGUGUGCUGUCACGAAAAAUCCAGGAUGAAUACUCCAGGGUGUUCAGAAAUGUCCCUUGCUGUUUUAGAUGCUUAAGGUAAAUUGAUGGAAAGCCAAGAUGAGCAGCACUGUGGAAGGAAA